Messenger RNA from Rhododendron vialii, 2106 nucleotides. RefSeq lists its product as uncharacterized. The transcript has 5 exons. The record is from RefSeq and is a predicted model, not a curated record. NCBI's taxonomy places the organism in Eukaryota, Viridiplantae, Streptophyta, Magnoliopsida, Ericales, Ericaceae. Gene Ontology annotation, molecular function: RNA-DNA hybrid ribonuclease activity; nucleic acid binding. Bases 1 to 2106 code for a protein of 701 amino acids.
AUGGCGGGAUACGAGCGACUGAGUUUUAUGGAUGCGUACCGAGGCUACCACCAAAUUGCUCUGGCGAAAGAGGACCAGGUGAAGAUGACUUUCAUUUCCCCUCGAGGAGCGUACUGUUAUAACGUUGUUCCGUUUGGAUUGAAGAAUGCUGGGGCUACUUUUCAACAGACCAUAACUAAAAAAUUUCUUGGGAUGCUCGGCAGAAUAUUGGAGGCCUACAUUGAUGACAUGGUAUGUAAAAGUAAGUACGCUCGGGAUUACCUUCGGCAUUUGGGCGAGGUCUUUGCCGUUCUAAAACAACAUAAGCUUCGCCUAAACGCGGAGAAAUGUGCGUUCGAUGUUGGCUCUGGAAAAUUCCUUGGUUACAUGGUAAGCCGCCGAGGAAUUGAGGCCGAUCCAACACAACUCACAGUAGUGCAAAAUAUCCAAGCUCUAACUACAAUCAAGGAGGUGCAACAACUCACGGGAAUGGUGGCCGUGUUGAAUUAUUUCAUUCGACGCUCAGAUGAUCUUUGCCGAUCGUUCUUCCAAGCGAUCAAGACUAGUCAACGACGGUUCGUGUGGACCGAGGAAUGUGAGCGGGCUUUACAGUCAUUAAAGGCAUACCUUUCCCAUGCUCCAUUCCUCGUUACACCCCUGCCGGAAGAAGAUUUGUACCUCUAUCUUGUUGUUUCGGACCAUGCAACCAGUUCAGUUCUCGUUCGGAAAGAAGGGAUGGAACAUCUGCCAAUCUUUUACUCGAGCAAGACGAUGAUGGACUCUCAAACGAGGGGACAGGCUUUGGCUGACUUCUUUGCUGAGCUUACUCCUGGGUUGCAAGAUGAAGCCAAUGCUCUGGCUACAGCUGCGGAAAAAGCUCGGAUCGCCGACGAAGAAGCUUUUGUAGAGUGGAGUGAUCCUCUUUCUGAAUCCUUGCGUGCUCAGUAUACCGCAGGAACGAAAAAGCCUAAGAGAGAAUGGAAGCUCUUUUCAGGAGUUGUUUGGCAAAUGACGGUCGAUGGGGCUUCCAACGUUAACGGCGCAGGAGCUAGGAUUGUUCUUGUCUCACCAAGUGGAACCGUUCACGAAAGUGUCGUUUCCAUUGGCUACCCGGCAACAAACAAUGAAGCCGAGUAUGAAGCUCUUAUUGUUGGCUUACAACUUGCACUUCGGCAUGACGCAGAUUCGUUCGACCGAGUGGAGGUGGAAUGGAUCGCUCGGGAACAUAAUGAUCACGCUGACGCCCUAGCAGGUCUUGCUUCGGUUUACAAGACCUCGGGCAGUCACACCAUUGUGUUUGAUGAAGUUGAAACUCCUAGUUUCGAGCCAUCCGUUUAUCCGGUCAUGACAAUCACACUCGGUCCAAGUAAGAUGGAUCCAAUAAUUGCGUAUUUAAAGAACCAAGUUCUCCCACCGAACAGAAGGGAAGCACACAAGAUCCGUUGUCAGGUAGCUAACUAUUUCCUUGAUCUGAAUGAUAAUCUCUACCGAAGAACCUUCACUGGCCCCGACCUACGAGUUGUUCAUGAAGAUCAAGUAGAGAGUGUUUUGGACGAGCUUCACUCUAGAAGUUAUGGGGCACAUUCGGAAGGACGGACUAUGGCCCAACAAGCGCUCACCCAGGGUUAUUGGUGGUUAAAGAUGGCUUUUGACAUUGUUGGCAAAAUGCCAAAGGUGCCUGGCGGAUUUGAGUACAUGCUUACGGCCACUGACUUAUUUACUAAAUGGGUAGAGGCUUCUCCACUGGUCAAGACCACAGUCGGGGAUGUGGAACGCAAUGGUCAAGCCGAGGCGUCCAACAAGACCAUCACUUGGGGGCUCAAGCGUCAUUUGGAUCGGAAGCUCGGCUUGUGGGUUAAAAAGCUUCCUCAUGUUCUAUGGGCCUAUCGUACUACUCCUCGGCAGUCCACCGGCUGCACUCCAUUCUCAAUGGCCUAUGGAAUGGAAGCUGUACUCCCCUUGUCCACAUUGAUCCCCACUACUCGAAUGGAGAACUUCAACCACGUUGAUAACAAUGCUCUUGUGGGUGCUGAGUUGAACUUCGCUGAAGAACUUCGGGAUAACGCCAACCUUUGGCAUGCGGCGUAUCAACAGGAAGUUGCUUGGGGCUACAACAAGAAUGUUUGA